UAUGUUUACUCAUAUGUCAAAGGCAAAUUACAAACCAAAAUAUGUUUUCAAUUUUGAGGCAAAAACUCCAAGAAGUUCACUUAGAACACCAUCAACAAAGUCAAAUUCUGCACAUAGGAGUGAAUCAUCUUUCCUGCGACACGCACAUACUCCUCAAUCCGCCAGUCGAGCAUCUUCUAGUUCUUAUGGAAUUGAACAACCAAGUACGAUUGUUGCUAUCGCUGAAGGACGUGGAAAUGCCAGAGGGCAGAUUGGAAUGGCCAGUAUUGACCUUCGACGAUCUGUUUUAACAUUAACUGAAUUCACUGACGGACAAAAUUACUCCAAAAUUAUCGCAAAGUUAAAUUUUCUUAACCCAAUUGAAAUGAUUCUUCCCGAUUCUAUGCAUUUCAAUUGCACAAAAAAAACUAAUCUUAGCGAGGCGUUAUCUGAAAAUUUUUCUUGUUCUAUUUCAACAGUUCAGAGAAAAUAUUUUAAUGACCAGAAAGGAAUGGAAUAUGUAAAGACCCUUGGAUUACCUCAAUCCCGUAAUAUAGAAGUAGAAAUUGCCUCAAAAUAUUAUUGCUUAGCAGCAGUAGCUGCUCUUCUAAAAUAUAUAGAAUAUAUACAAAGAUGUGUUUAUGCUCCCGGAUCACUGAAAAUUGUUUAUAAGGCCCUUAGAGAUGCAACACUUAUCGACCCUGGAACAAUUGAGAGUAGAUAUGAUACAGUUGCAGUUUUGCUAUCGGAUGAAAAUCUUUAUCAUUCAUUAAAGUCUGUAAUAUCUAGUUGUGUUGAUCUUGAUCAUUUAAUAAGCCUUUGCAUUCAGAUUCCUAAAUAUGAGACAAUAAAAAAUUACGAAUAUAGAAUCACUAAUGUCAUUUGUCUGAAACAUAUGCUCAAUUUAGUUGACCCUAUCUGUGAAGCUUUGAAAGGAACGGACGAUCAGCUUCUCUCUUGUUUUCGUGAAGGAUUACAAGACGAUGGCUUUCAAGCGAUAAGAAACAUUUUAUCUAAAUACAUCUCUGAAGACACUACUUAUACUAAAAACGUUUUGGACAAAAUAGUACAAAAAUGUUUUCUUGUAAAAUUCAAUCUAAACGGAAUGCUAGAUGUCUGUCGUAAGGGCUAUACAGAAAUAGUUGACGAAAUGACAGAAUUAGCUGUUCAAAUUGGAGAUACACAUGGGCUAGGGGUAACAUUAAGAUAUAACGGCGUGAGAGGUUAUCAUUUACAGGUUCGAAACACAACAAAAAAACGUCUUUCUUUAAAACAACUACCGCCAGCUUUUAUUAAAGCUAAUAGAUUUAGAAAUGUAAUAAGCUUUACAACUCAAGAAAUGAUCCAAGUAAUGAAUGAAGUUUUGAAUGAGGUGAGGGAACAUGUUCAUUGUCUUUAUAGACUAUCAGAAUGCGUUGCUACCCUGGAUAUGCUUGUCUGCUUCGCAACGAAUGCUGCUUUAUCAAACUAUGUAAAACCUAUCUUGGGAGAGGCUCUUGUGGUUCAGAAAGGAAAGCAUCCAAUACUUGAUAGAAUAUGGUGCGAGCCUCCUGUGCCAAAUGAUUUUUUUGCUUGUCAAGGCGGAAAUAUCAAUAUUAUUACAGGACCAAAUAUGAGUGGAAAAUCAACAAUUCUUCGCCAAGUUGUUCUCCUACAAAUUAUGGCACAGAUGGGUUCAUUUGUACCCGCCGAAAGUGCUAGAUUUAAACUAGUUACUGAAAUAUUCUCGAGAGUUAACACAGAUGACAAUUUAGAAACUAACUCGUCAACAUUUUGUUUGGAGAUGAAGGAAAUGAAUUACAUACUUCAAAGCAUGUCAGAGUCCUCUUUAAUCAUAAUUGAUGAAUUAGGAAGAGUUACUCAUUACCUGCGUCUGACUAAACUGGCAACGAUGUAUCAUAAUGUUGGAAACUUUUACAUGGAUGUUCUAACUCAGGAAAGAACAACCGGUGAUAGUAAUGUCAAAUAUGUUUACACUUUUCAAAUGAAGAGGGGAAUACAAAUGUGUGAACUCUCGAGUAUGCCAAAGACAGUCCUCUUAAAAGCGAAAGAAUAUCAUCAGAUAUUGAAGACUGAUCAUGCUGAUGUGAGUGUCCUUACAAGUGAGGAGAAGCUGAAGAUGGCUGAUUUUAAUGCUCAAAGUCGAAUUAGAGAAUUGGCGCAUAAAAAUAUGACUGAUGUAAAUGAAAUUCGAAGUGCGCUAGGAGAAAUCCGUCUUGAAUACACUAAAUCUUUGAAUGAAGCAAACCAACUGGAAUAUUUUGCCUUUCAAUUCUCUCAUAAUUGCGUCGAAAAUACAUGCUACUUUAAGGAGUCAGCUAAUAAUGAAUCAUUCGAAGUUAAUGUAGUUGAUCGUAAAAAACUUGUUUUUGCUUGUAACAAGACCUCCCAAACUCCUUUAGAUAAAGAUUCAAACAGAUUUACACUAAGUGUUAGAGAGUUGGAAUUAGUCGAUUGUUGGAAUCGAAUGACAUUGAAAUAUCUGCAUAUGCCUAGAUUAGAAAGUUUAGUUUUAAAAAACAGUUAUAUACCGUGCGAUUUUACAAGUAAUCGUAUAAUAAAUCUUGCUUUUGAAUUUUCACUACUUCCUCCAAAUAGCAAGUAUUUUCGUAUCAAUCACUGUUCUGCUGAAGAACCUGCUUUGGAUUCAGGUUCAAUAUUUGUUAGCACAUAUUUGAACAAGACUGCAAAAUUCUUUGUGGAUAGUGGCAGUCAUAUUUUAGGAUUUCGUCCAAAAACCUUGGAUCGUGUAAUAAAACUCGUUGACUUAGAUUCAAGAGGACAUUCAACACGCAUUCGAAAAGAUGGUCUUGAAUACUUAGAGCGAUCAACAUCAAUAUCCGAUACGUGGACACUACUUUUUUUAAUAGCUUUGUUUCUUCUCUUUUCUGUUAUUGUAUCUAUUGGUUAUGCAAUUUUCGUUUAUAAAUAUCUUCCUAGAUUUUCACCACCAGAAAAGGAAGCUAAGAAUAGAAAAACAUCGGUUGCAGACCCUGAAGAAUAUGGUAUUUUAGAAGUUAGAGGGCCAUAUUCCGACUACUGUGAAACUGGUCAAGACAAAUCGGCUUGCCAAGCUGAUUAA
Molecule: messenger RNA, 3061 nt
Organism: Dimorphilus gyrociliatus
Lineage: Eukaryota; Metazoa; Annelida; Polychaeta; Dinophilidae
Source: the annotation of a GenBank genome assembly